GGCGGCGGCGGGGCUUGAGCCCCUCUUGCGGGACAAGGGGGAGGCCGGGACCGCGAGGGGUCAUCAAGCUUUGUUGUGCGUGUUGGCCAGUUCUGAGGUCUCCCUGAAGGAGCACUGCAUUGAGGAAGAUCAAAGCAGCAGUCUUUGCCAACUAGGGAAUGGACCGUUUGGGUUCCUUUAGCAAUGAUCCCUCUGAUAAGCCACCUUGCCGAGGUUGCUCCUCCUACCUCAUGGAACCUUAUAUCAAGUGUGCUGAAUGUGGGCCACCUCCUUUUUUCCUCUGCUUACAGUGUUUCACUCGAGGAUUUGAGUACAAGAAACAUCAAAGUGAUCAUACUUAUGAAAUAAUGACCUCAGAUUUUCCUGUUCUUGACCCCAGCUGGACUGCUCAAGAAGAAAUGGCCCUUUUAGAAGCUGUGAUGGAUUGUGGCUUUGGAAAUUGGCAGGAUGUAGCCAAUCAGAUGUGCACUAAGACCAAGGAGGAGUGUGAGAAGCACUAUAUGAAGCAUUUCAUCAAUAACCCUCUGUUUGCAUCUACCCUGCUGAACCUGAAGCAAGCAGAGGAAGCGAAAACUGCUGACACAGCCAUUCCAUUUCACUCUGCCGAUGACCCUCCCCGACCUACCUUUGACUCCUUGCUUUCUCGGGACAUGGCAGGAUACAUGCCAGCUCGAGCAGAUUUCAUUGAGGAGUUUGACAAUUACGCAGAAUGGGACUUGAGGGACAUUGACUUUGUUGAAGAUGACUCGGACAUUUUACACGCUCUGAAGAUGGCCGUAGUAGAUAUCUAUCAUUCCAGGUUAAAGGAGAGACAAAGGCGAAAAAAAAUUAUAAGGGACCAUGGAUUAAUUAACCUUAGAAAGUUUCAGUUAAUGGAGCGGCGGUAUCCCAAAGAAGUCCAAGACCUUUAUGAAACAAUGAGGCGAUUUGCAAGGAUAGUGGGGCCAGUGGAGCAUGACAAGUUCAUUGAAAGCCAUGCAUUGGAAUUUGAACUCCGAAGGGAAAUCAAGAGACUCCAGGAAUACAGGACAGCAGGCAUCACCAAUUUUUGUAGUGCCAGAACCUACGACCACCUCAAGAAGACGCGGGAAGAGGAGCGCCUCAAGCGCACCAUGCUCUCCGAGGUCCUGCAGUACAUCCAGGACAGCAGCGCCUGCCAGCAGUGGCUCCGGCGGCAGGCUGACAUUGAUUCUGGCCUGAGUCCUUCCGUUCCAAUGGCUUCGAAUUCAGGUAGACGAAGUGCACCACCCUUGAACCUCACUGGCCUCCCUGGCACAGAGAAGUUGAAUGAAAAAGAAAAGGAGCUCUGUCAGAUGGUGAGGUUGGUCCCAGGAGCCUAUUUAGAAUACAAAUCUGCUCUACUGAAUGAGUGUAACAAGCAAGGAGGCUUGAGACUGGCACAGGCAAGAGCACUCAUCAAGAUAGAUGUGAACAAGACCCGGAAAAUCUAUGACUUCCUCAUCCGAGAAGGACACAUCACUAAGGCCUGAGGCUCCAAGGGCCGGGAGCAGAGAUCACAAGUGUGGAGUGUGAUAGGCCAGAGGACAGCAGGGCAUUCUGGAGUUUCGUUUCUGAGCUGAAUUCUCAUUGUGGAAAGAGGGGAAGAACAAAGGAAACCUUGAGUUGUAUUCAUGUCUACUUUCUCCUCUGCCCUGCUUCCAGAUACGCCCGUUGCUGGUAUCGUGCCGCGGAGCUAUGUGCUAGAUAAGCUAUUAUUAAUUGUGUGUGGGCAUUCAUUCCUAACACCUCUUGUAACUAAAACAAGCACCAUAGUACCUCACAUCACAGUGUUGGUAGAAAUAGAACUAAACCUGUCUUUCGUCCCAGGAGCCCAGCUCAGAUCCUUGUACUUGCUUGGGAGGUUGGUUUUCUGACUAUCUGUUUUGCCUGCAGAUGUUACAGACAGACUUAAAAUAAAGAGAAAGGUUAUAGAGCAUGAGAAAGCCUUCUCUUUCUGUCUGAGGAUUUUUUUUUAAGCCGACAACUUACGUUUAUGAGCAAAAAGGAGGAAAAUCUCCCCAUGAUUGUCUUGUCCCAAACUGCAUCUUGAACUUUAAUGUCUGGCAUUGUAAUUUGCAGUCUUACUGUCUGAUCUGCAGUAGACUUUUGAAGGGGUGGUACCGGAUAUAAAACAUCUCUGUUAUUUUUAGAAUUAAUGGAUUAAAAUGUUUUCCUACUUAA
Molecule: messenger RNA, 2181 nt
Organism: Camelus dromedarius (Arabian camel)
Lineage: Eukaryota; Metazoa; Chordata; Mammalia; Artiodactyla; Camelidae
Gene: TADA2A
Product: transcriptional adaptor 2A
Exons: 16
Coding region: 159-1490 (443 amino acids)
Biological process (GO): chromatin remodeling; regulation of transcription by RNA polymerase II
Cellular component (GO): SAGA-type complex; nucleus
Molecular function (GO): chromatin binding; transcription coactivator activity; protein binding
Source: RefSeq, a predicted model, not a curated record